AUGACCGCCGCUCCCGCGAGCGCGCGCGACCCCGCGCUCGCGACCGGGUCCGGGUCGCUGUACAACCAUCUCAUGAUGUUCGCGUGGCUCGGCGUCGUCCACGCCGUCGUCGCGCUCGUCGCGGUCGCGUGUUACUUCCUCCCGCAUCCGGUGGCGACGUGCGCGAUCGCGCUCGUCGCGCUCGCAGCGCUGACGCCGGUGACCACGCCGCACCCGGCGUGGGGGCUCGCGAUCGCGCGCGCGAUCACGAAGGCUGCGGUGAGGUACUUCCCCCUCACGAUGGAGUGGGAGGACGAGCGCGCGUACUUGGACGCCGCGGCGAAGGGCGUCCCCGCGGUGAUCGGCCUGGAACCGCACAGCGUCCUGCCGCUGUCCAUCGUCGCGUUCGGGAACUACUUCUUCUUCACCGAGAGCACGCCCGAGUGCGUGCGGAACUCGAGGGCGCUCGCGACCGGGACGAUCUUCGUGAUUCCCGUCCUGAAGCACCUGUGGUCGUGGCUCGGCAUGGACGCGAUAUCGCGGCGAGCGAUGAAAACGCUGCUCGACGAUGGACGCUCGGUGCUCAUCAUCCCCGGCGGCGUCGCGGAGUGCCUCCAGAUGCGCCCCGGGGUGGAGACGAUCUACUUGAAGAAGCGCUUCGGAUUCGUCAAGCUCGCGAUCCAAACCGGCGCGUCGCUCGUGCCCGCGUUCACGUUCGGGCAGACGCGGUCAUACUCGUACUGGCGCCUGGGGCCGCCGCUCGUGCCGCACGUCGUCGCGGAGGUCUUCGCGCGCGCGUGCAGGGUGGCGCCGAUGGUGUUCUGGGGGAAGUGGGGGUCGCCGAUACCGAACAUGGUACCGAUGCACACCGUGGUCGGGAAGCCGAUACCGGUGAAGAAACAAUCCGAGCCGUCGAACGAGUACGUCCAGGAGAAGCUGAACGAGUUCGUCGCGGCGAUGGAAUCUUUGUACGCGCGGCAUAAGGGGAAGCACGGGUACGCGGAAUCCACGCUCGUCGUCCUGUGA
This is a messenger RNA of Micromonas pusilla CCMP1545, 1005 nucleotides long. RefSeq lists its product as uncharacterized. The transcript has a single exon. Gene Ontology annotation, biological process: triglyceride biosynthetic process. The coding region runs from base 1 to 1005 and encodes 334 amino acids. Lineage: Eukaryota; Viridiplantae; Chlorophyta; Mamiellophyceae; Mamiellales; Mamiellaceae. The record is from RefSeq and is a predicted model, not a curated record. Gene Ontology annotation, molecular function: diacylglycerol O-acyltransferase activity. Gene Ontology annotation, cellular component: endoplasmic reticulum membrane.